Messenger RNA from Daldinia decipiens, 1354 nucleotides. RefSeq lists its product as uncharacterized. The transcript has a single exon. Bases 259 to 855 code for a protein of 198 amino acids. Lineage: Eukaryota; Fungi; Ascomycota; Sordariomycetes; Xylariales; Hypoxylaceae. The record is from RefSeq and is a predicted model, not a curated record.
GUCCUUGGAGGUCGGUAUCCCAAUAAUUUAGAUGGAUAAAUUUGCAAUAAGUUUUCGUAUGGCUUUCAUUGUGUAGUUAGGUGCAAUUAAAUCAAGAUACUGUAGCAGAGACUUGGCUCUUGACGCGUUGUUCUCUUAGCUACCUAAACUAAGCCAACCAUCCAAUUGCCGCUUAGAACACAAAUCUAUCAUGUUUUCAUGCAUUCUCAUGUAAGCAACAGAUUUGACUCGUAGCUAGAUUGGAUAAAAUAUCAUCUCAUGUUUCGCAAUACGCACCGUAAUCUCUCAAGACUUCAUAUUCUCCUACUUACCUCCAAAGUUAGGAUGGCACCUGUAUUAUCAGACCUUAUCGGUCAAUAUCCUGUUCUAACAACUAUUUCGAAAUAUCUCUCCACAAUUGACCUAUUUCAGCUUGGCUUAAGUUGUCGCCAUUCUCAUGCUUAUAUCCUAUCCUCAGCUAAAGUCUCCGAAGUUCUUCGACGUAACUGUCUUUGCGACGGACACGGAUUACUUCGCCGGCAGAAUGUGUGGAAUUACGGUCGAUACUCAUAUAUAUGGGGACCAACCGGUAGAAAAAUCCACCAGGAUGAGGAAAUCGAGGUAAAGCUCUUUGCAACUAGAUGCGAUGAAGCCGGCGCACUCCCCUGCAUCAAGUGUGGUAUCAACAUCUGCGAAGAGUACAGAAAGUGUCUACGAGUGCCCUCAAGGAUUGGUACCCGCUGUCCUCAUCUCAACAAGUCGUGGCAAAACGAGAACCUCAUGUGUCUCUGCGAUAUCUGCGACGCUAGACUCGAAGAGCAGCUUAGCGGGCAAUUCCUCAACGAGCUGUGUGAUUGCGACAGAUCUAAGCGUUGAAUCUGCUUGAGAUGUAAGAAAGAAGAGGACAGGAAGACGGGAGAAUACUAUAAGAAACAUACUGCUGAAGAAGUACACGAUUACGACCGUUACCUCAAGGAUCAUGAUGCGACAAAAGUCAUGAUGGACCAUCAAUUUAAUCUUCUAUUUUACUGCACUUGUGGCGCGUUUGUGCCUAAGGAGGCGCGUCCUCGGUGUAUUUGGUGUAAGAGAAAGCACAGACUAGAUGAGGAAUGGAGUCAUGAAAUGGAAGAGACGAGCGAUAUGCCGAUUGAUGACGGCUCUUAUCCAAUUUUUGUUCCUGACGCGACGUCAUAUCCAACAUUGGCAUAACGGUCCGAUCUACCAGGUCCCAGCCCGUCCCUUCUAGAAGCGAUAAGACAGGUAAAUGAUCCUGAAUUGAUGGUUUGGUGCUUAGAUAGGUAGAUAAGAUAAGACCCUCGAUAAGAUAAUAAUUCCUAGUUCAACUCCAAAAAUUUCCUAAACAACAUGUGCCCAC